Scomber japonicus (chub mackerel) is the source of this 3350-nucleotide messenger RNA. RefSeq names its product homocysteine-inducible, endoplasmic reticulum stress-inducible, ubiquitin-like domain member 1 (gene herpud1). Gene Ontology annotation, cellular component: endoplasmic reticulum membrane. Gene Ontology annotation, molecular function: transmembrane transporter binding. Gene Ontology annotation, biological process: ubiquitin-dependent protein catabolic process; endoplasmic reticulum calcium ion homeostasis; negative regulation of endoplasmic reticulum stress-induced intrinsic apoptotic signaling pathway. The record is from RefSeq and is a predicted model, not a curated record. The coding region runs from base 12 to 1286 and encodes 424 amino acids. NCBI's taxonomy places the organism in Eukaryota, Metazoa, Chordata, Actinopteri, Scombriformes, Scombridae. The transcript has 8 exons.
AGAGAGGAAAAAUGGAUGAAGGCGAAUCUCAACAAAAGACGCUAACUCUUGUCAUAAAAACGCCCAACCAGGCGCAGGAAGACCAAAGUAUCGAUGGCGUCUGUCUGAACUGGACUGUAAAGGAACUAAAAACACAUUUAUCGGCUGUCUACACAACCAAACCGGCUGUGAGCGACCAGAGGCUGAUCUAUGCUGGUAAACUGCUGCCUGACCACCUGCACAUUAAAGAUCUCUUCAGACAGACUGACUCCAUUCCCAUGCUGCACCUGGUGGUUGCGUUCAGGAAUGCACCCCAGGGAUCACCGGGUGCUGGACCGAAGACCUCUAGUCCAAGCCCUGCGCCAACCUCCGCUUCACCCACUCCCAGCAGCUCCUCAUCCUCCUCCUCCACAGCCCAGACACCCAGCACACCAGAGCUGAGGCAGAGGAGGCAGACGUCUCACACACAGACCCCCGCCGCAUCCCCUCCACAGACCCCUGCAUGGCCUCCCGCUGCAGUGCCUGGAGCACCACAGAUGACCCAGCCAGCCUUCCCCACCUACUCUCUGUACAGCCCUCAACAGCUGCUGUGGCUCCAGCAUGUCUACGCCAGGCAGUAUUACAUGCAAUAUCACGCAGCUUUGGCAGCAGCCGGAACCGUUCCCUCAGUGCCGGCCGCCACCGUUGCCCAGUAUCCCCCCGUCCCGGCCCACCAGGUACCCGUCCCGGCCCCUUUAGCCAAUCAGAACCCCAUCGACAACCUGCCAGCGAAUCCCAACCCGGCUCAGGACGGCGCUUUCAUCAACCCCGGCGCGGCCAACCAGAACAUGCGAAUGAACGCUCAGGGCGGGCCCGUAAUGGAGGACGAGGACGACGUGGAGCGCGAUUGGUUGGACUGGUUGUACUCGGCCGCCAGAUUCGGCGUCCUGCUCGUGAUCGUGUACUUCAACUCCAACCUGACUCGGUUCCUGCUGGUGAUGAGCACCCUCCUCCUCAUGUACCUACACACCACUGGCUUGUUUCCCUUCAGAAGGCGAGCACAGGUCCAAGCACCCAACCACUUGGAACCUCCUGAGGACCAGCACAACCAGCAGAAUGAGAACAGGAACCCAACUCCUGCUGAAGAGCUGUCUGACAGACAAACGGAGGAACCUGCUGAAGCAGCAGAAGAAUCAGACGAACAAGGAGAGAUGACGGCAGUUUUAGUGCCUCCUCACAGAGUGUCAGUCAUGUGGACGGCUUGGGUUUUCUUCAAAACAUUCUUCUCCUCUCUCAUACCCGAGGCUCCUCAGGGUGUAGCCAACUGACCAACCCCGGACAGACGACUGAUAGAGACAGCAGACUCUUUUUUUAAUUAUUAUUCAAUGGGGUACAGUCAUCUACGGAGAUGUUUUCAGUCACGCUUGAAAAAUCUUCUUUGUGGAAGGAGAAGGUAGAUGGACAAAAAAUAUUCAUGUUCAUAUCAACAGUGACUGGAACUGCCCCGCUGAACUAGAACAGUAGUGCCUAGAUCUAUAUCCAAGCACCACUUCCCUUUUUCUUUUUUUUUUGUUACCCUGAUAGACCUUUGAAUUGCCAAAUAUGUGGCCUGGAAAAGUUAAGCGUUACGUAAAAAUACGUUGUUCAAUUAGAUCUGGCCAAACCUCUACCAAUCUGUAAGACAAGCAGCCACCUGGAUGGUGUCCUUAUCUGUCAAACAACAGUAGGUGGCAGCUGAUAGUAAAAAUCAGUAUCCUCUUAGCUGACACUGAUUUUAUUCUUCCUGUGAGGAAAAUGUUAUGAUCCCUUAGGAUUCGAAAGCAGCUUGUCUUGAGUUUUCACAUUGAAAAUCCAGAUUAUCAUGAGCCCUGUUCAGUUUAAGUGAAAAUCCAUGCACCGACUAACUCAGUACUGUAUGUUACGACUAUCAGAAUCUAAUUUUUUUUGUUUUGUUCUGUUUCGUUUUUGUCUAGGCAGAGAUUUAGGUCUUCUUUAUAAACUAAUCAAUUACAGCUUCAGCAGUAGAACUGAAGAAAGGCCAUAAAGAUUUGAAUCUUAUGAGGAAUUUAACACCUAAUGAUGAAAUGUAACCACAACUCAAUACUGAAAUCACUCAAGUUAUAGCAUUGAAAUUAUUUGACUUUGACAACAGUGUUUGUUUUGAAACCCCCUCCUUAAGUUUCCAGUAAAAAUAUAGAUUUUUUAAAUUGAGUGAUUUAGUAAAAGAUUAGUAUCAAAUCAAAAAUGCGGUUGUGGUUAAAAAUUAAAUCACAACGAAACUUGUUUAAUUUUAAGUGAUUUUUAAAUUGUAAAAAUUAAAAUGACCUUCUAGAAAGGAUUUAACCUCCAUACAUUUAGACUGAAUUUUCAGAGAUCUAUUAGUAUUAAAUAUUCUACAUCAAGUAUUCAGUAGUGGUUUACUUUUUUUGUUGUUGUUGCUUGUAAGUUUCAAAUUAUUUUGGCCUUUAUUUGCUUCCAUACAGUCACUGUAAUGAACACUGAACAGCAGAGACUAAAAGGUUCCUGAAGCUCUUCUGUUUUGUUUUUCUGUUGAGUGUUUCAGACAAUGGUGAUUGAGACCAAAUAUACAAAUGGACUGCUUCAUUCUGCCAGUUAUGUACAUUUUCUGUAAAAUAAGUUAAAAAAGGCAAGUUUUGUAAAUAUACUGUAUGAAAGCACUUUACAACAUGUGUCUUAAGCAAGCUUCCAUUUAAAGGGGUUAAUAAUAAUAAUGAUGGUGCCUAAAGGCCUCAAAUUCAAGUUAAGUCUAAAAUCCCAUUAAAACAAAAGGUUAAAGGUCAAAUCGAUAGUAUUUAAAUUACAGUAAAUUAUUAUUUUUUUAUUUUUAAUAUGAAAUAGUAUAUUUAGCAUAUUUGUGCAAUCAAAUCAAGUUAACAAGGACGGUCUUCUUUUAUAUCUUAUAUCACCACAUCCAGACAGCUUUAUCUACAAAAGUGCAACCUAUUCACAAGUCAGCCCAGUUGUGCAGAUAUGUGACUAGAAGCCCCAUCACUUGUUUUUAUUUGCAUUCAUUAACUGUAUUCUGUGCAUCUUUUAUUGAUCUAUAGAAAGUUUAACUGCCAAAUGUCAGCUUAUUUUACACCUUUCAGUAAACAAGUGGAAAGUCAUCUGUCAGCCAAUAGACUUCACGUACUGCAUCAGCCUCGGGCUCAUUCCACAUUAGCGCUCAGAUUCCCUCAAGGGAAUGACAACAUUUUCUGACAUUGGACACUGUGUAUAGUCAUUUUUAAUGCUACGACUUAGAAUUUCUUUUGUUUGUUUGUCUUAUUGUCUGAAUUGCUUAUUAAUGGAUGCUGUAGAGUGAUGAGUGUGUUGAAGGAAAUUUGCAAUAAUGAGAUGCAAUAAAUAUUAAAGUCCUCCUCAUGGUGAUG